AUGACCAAAGAAUUAAUAAAGACAGAAGCUUCUGAUCAUGUCAUACAACCAAAUAAUGAACAAUUCUCAAUACUAGAACAAUUGAAAAAACAACAAGAAGAGCUUUUACAAAAACAACGUGAAUUAUUUCUUCAGGACCAAUUGGCACAUCAUCAACAGCAACAACAGCAACAACAGCAACAACUACAAUUUCAACAACAAAAUCAGUUACAACCUGCAAAUAAUUGGACAUUUACUCAAGGUUUAGUACUUGGACAAAUUAGUGUUAUUUUUAUCAUUAUUGUGUUUGUUAAAUUUUUUGUAUUUGCUGAUUCUUCAACUAUACCAACAAAAAAAUCUAGUAUUGAUGCAAGUGGAAUAAUUGUCAAGAGGAAUAAAUUGACCAAGAAAGAUGGUACUUCUGAUGAUAUAAUUGAAGAUGAAAAAUUAUUGGACACAAGACAUAAAAUAUCAACUAUUUUGGAGAAAACUUACUAUGAUGUCAAUAACCACUCUCCAGAAUCUUUGGAUUGGUUUAAUGUGUUGGUUGCACAAACUAUUUCACAAUUAAGAUCGGAAGCCUUGUUGGGAGAUAAUAUUUAUCAUUCAUUAAAUGAUUUUUUGGAGAAUACCAAUAUUCCUGAGUUUAUUGAUAAGAUUAAUCUUACAGAGAUUGAUAUUGGUGAUGAUUUUCCAAUUUUUUCAAAUUGUAGAAUAAAAUAUGGGGAAGAUUUAGGAAGAUUAGAAGCAAAAAUUGACGUUGAUUUAUCCGAUACUUUAACAUUAGGUAUAUCCACAAAAUUAUUAUUAAACCAACCACGUCCAUUAACUGCUAUUUUACCUGUGAGUUUAGCCGUGUCUAUUGUAAGAUUUUCUGGGUGUUUGACAGUCUCAUUGAUCAAUACAAAAGAUAUAGAUUUGAAGAAUAUUGAAAAAGAUGGUCAAGAAAAUGACGGUUCAAAUAACGAGAAUGAAGAUGGUGGUGGAACAGCCUUAAUGUUUUCAUUUUCUCCUGAUUAUAGAUUGGAAUUUGUUGUUAAAUCAUUAAUUGGAUCACGUGCAAAAUUACAAGAUGUUCCAAAGAUUUCGUCAUUGAUUGAGAGUAAAUUAAGAACAUGGUUUAUUGAAAGGUGCGUUGAACCAAGGUUUCAAGUGGUAAGAUUACCUUCAUUAUGGCCAAGAACAAAAAAUACUAGAGAACCAAUAAAUAAGAAAACUUCAGUAAGUAGGUCAGAUUCAGGGACUCUGGAAAACUUGUAA
Molecule: messenger RNA, 1239 nt
Organism: Candida tropicalis MYA-3404
Lineage: Eukaryota; Fungi; Ascomycota; Pichiomycetes; Serinales; Debaryomycetaceae
Product: ERMES complex subunit
Exons: 1
Coding region: 1-1239 (412 amino acids)
Biological process (GO): mitochondrion organization; phospholipid transport
Cellular component (GO): endoplasmic reticulum; ERMES complex
Molecular function (GO): lipid binding
Source: RefSeq, a predicted model, not a curated record